UCAUUGCUAUUUCCAAAUAAAUUUUGUUAGCUCAAUGUCAAAAUGGCGUCCGCAGCAGCCAAAAUAGGGUCUCACCUGAAAGAGUUGAGGUUUCAUUUGUGUCUAAAAUCUGCUUCUAGUAAAGGAGUAAGAGAGUAUAUUGAAAGCAGCUAUGUUAAUUUGAAGGUGCAGAAUCCAAAGUUUCCUUUCUUAGUUCGGGAGGCUGAUAACAUUCAACCCAAGAUCUAUGCACGUUAUGCGUUAGGAAAAGAGUCAAGCCUUCCACUGACAAAUAUGACGAAAGAUCAGGUUGCCAGAGCUGUAGAAAGUUUGAUUAGCCGAACUCAUUAAUUAGAUAUUUUGUACAUAUUCAAUCCAUGUUUAGUAAUUUAGAGAAAAGAAUUAAAAUUUAAAGUUAUUACA
Molecule: messenger RNA, 402 nt
Organism: Physella acuta
Lineage: Eukaryota; Metazoa; Mollusca; Gastropoda; Physidae
Product: NADH dehydrogenase [ubiquinone] 1 alpha subcomplex subunit 2-like
Cellular component (GO): respiratory chain complex I
Source: RefSeq, a predicted model, not a curated record